Molecule: messenger RNA, 3046 nt
Organism: Otolemur garnettii (small-eared galago)
Lineage: Eukaryota; Metazoa; Chordata; Mammalia; Primates; Galagidae
Gene: ITPK1
Product: inositol-tetrakisphosphate 1-kinase
Exons: 10
Coding region: 137-1381 (414 amino acids)
Biological process (GO): inositol trisphosphate metabolic process
Cellular component (GO): cytoplasm
Molecular function (GO): ATP binding; inositol-1,3,4-trisphosphate 6-kinase activity; magnesium ion binding
Source: RefSeq, a predicted model, not a curated record
GACUGCGCGCCCGGAGCCCGUUCCGCGUCCCCGCCGCCGGGAGGAGGUGCCCGCACGCUCGCGGCGCGCGCCGGGCCGCCAGACUCGGCCUGUGGGCGAUUUCCUCCGGACCCAGGUUCCCCGCCCGAGGAGGAAGAUGCAGACCUUUCUGAAAGGGAAGAGAGUUGGCUACUGGCUGAGCGAGAAGAAAAUCAAGAAGCUCAAUUUCCAGGCCUUCGCCGAGCUGUGCAGGAAGCGAGGGAUAGAAGUUGUGCAGCUGAAUCUUAGCCGGCCGAUCGAGGAGCAGGGUCCCCUGGACGUCAUCAUCCACAAGCUGACCGAUGUCAUUCUUGAAGCUGACCAGAAUGACAGCCAGUCCCUGGAGCUGGUGCACAGGUUCCAGGAAUACAUCGAUGCCCACCCUGAGACCAUCGUCCUGGACCCCCUCCCUGCCAUCAGGACCCUGCUUGACCGCUCUAAGUCCUACGAGCUCAUCCGGAAGAUUGAGGCCUACAUGGAAGAUGACAGGAUCUGCUCGCCACCCUUCAUGGAGCUCACCAGCCUGUGUGGGGAUGACACCAUGAGGCUGCUGGAGAAGAAUGGCCUGGCCUUCCCAUUCAUUUGCAAAACCAGAGUGGCUCAUGGCACCAACUCUCAUGAGAUGGCCAUUGUGUUCAACCAGGAGGGCCUGAAUGCCAUCCAGCCCCCCUGUGUGGUCCAGAAUUUCAUCAACCACAAUGCUGUUCUGUACAAGGUGUUUGUGGUCGGCGAGUCCUACACCGUGGUGCAGAGGCCCUCACUCAAGAACUUCUCUGCUGGCAUGUCAGACCGUGAGUCCAUCUUCUUCAACAGCCACAACGUGUCAAAGCCAGAGUCGUCAUCGGUCCUGACUGAGCUGGACAAGAUCGAGGGCGUGUUCGAGCGGCCCAGUGAUGAAGUCAUCCGGGAGCUUUCCCGGGCCCUGCGGCAGGCCCUGGGCGUGUCACUUUUCGGGAUCGACAUCAUCAUCAACAACCAGACCGGGCAGCAUGCUGUCAUCGACAUCAAUGCCUUCCCAGGCUAUGAGGGCGUGAGUGAGUUCUUCACAGAUCUCCUGAACCACAUUGCAACUGUCCUGCAGGGCCAGAGCUCAGCCAUGGCAGCCGCGGAGGACAUGGCCCCACCAAGGCACAGCAAGCUCCCGGCCGAGCAGGCAGGUGGCCUAGCAGGCGAGCGGACGUGCAGCGCCAGCCCUGGCUGCUGCAGUAGCGUGACGGGCCGGGACGCGCCCUGGAAGGCUGAGGCCGACGCAGGCAGCACCACCAAGCUGCCACACCAGAGACUCAGCUGCACUGCUGGCGUGUCGCCCAGCUUCCAGCAGCACUGUGUUGCUUCCCUGGCCACCAAGGCCUCCUCCCAGUAGCCAUGGUGCCAGGACCCAGAGGGACGGCGCGGGGCGCGGAGCACACCCGCUGGGCAAGCAGCUACUACUAAGAAUUCCCAAUGAUCUGAUUAUUCUUUUUCUUAAUCUUUAACCUGAUUUUCUGAUGUCAUGAUCGGAAUGAGGGGUGGGGGAAGGUGGAAAAGAACACCAAGUGGUCCAGCCUCAUGGCAAAGGGAUGUCCCGCCUGAUUCCUGCUGUGCAGAUGUCCUCACCGAGUUUACACACGCUUGUGUUUUCAACACUAGGUCUGAAUGUGAGGUGGGGGUGUGUGGUUGCCGUGCAAGUGUGUGUGCAUAUCCGUGUCUGUUGGUCUCCAUGGCCGGGCCUCUGGGGACCCUGGAGAGGAGGCUUCCUGGCCAGACUGCCUGGCUGCGCAGAGCAUGUGGACAGGUGGUUCCUUUCUAGGACCCCGUAACCCGACUGCCCCUCUUUGUUUUCCCUCUGGCUGGUCUCCUGUGAGCUGCACUCGGCCAGGUGUGCCGCUCACCAGCGCUCCCCAAAGCCAGAGGAGGCACCCCCCUGGGGAGCUCUGGGCUGGGGCCCUGGGCUCCACCGCACCUGCCCUGACAGGGAAAGGAGCUUUCCAUGGGCUGAGGUCAAGGCCCCAGCUGCUGCCACUCUUCACACCCCAGUGCACCCAGCACAGGGGCCUAGGCUGAUUCCAAGCCUGUGCCAAGGAUUUGUGCUGUGAUUUGGAGCAAAUCAUUCCAAAAGUCUCCAGGCCUUCGUCUCUUCGUCUCUAGUGGAUAUUCAAGCCCCAAGAACCUUGAAGUGCCCUGCUUCUCUGGGAGGUUGUCCAGUGAGGACCAGGCAUGGGGGCCUCUGCUUGGUGCUGUGGGGAUUGGAGGCCCUCCUUCCAGGCAUGGGGAGGCUACCUGUACAGUUCACUCCUGAUCACACUGGCCAGGCUCCUCCUUACCCAGCAGGCCAGUCCCCCUCUCCUGUGUGCAUUCCAAGCCCCCAAGCACUAGGCCAGCCAGGUGCCAGGGACUACACCUCCCCUACCUUAGGCACCCCCAUUGCCAUGGUAAGAGGCAAAACCCCAGCUCUCCAGCCUGACCCCAAGGUCCCAGGAGACCAGCAGCCCACUGCAGAGAAUAGGGGGUGGGCGAGGAGCUUUCUUAAUCCCUAGAAGGUAUGGGACACUGGGUGAGGUGUGUGGGGCCCCCUGAAGAUGGUUUUGUGUCUUAAGAUACCAGUUCACUCUUGAGAAAAAGAGCUCUAGACUGUCCUCUGACCAAUAGGACAGGACACUGGAAGGAGAGCUAUGUGCCAAGAGAGUCUGUGGAGUGGCUCAGUGGGGCAUGGGAGGCACCCCCUUUGAGAAAGGAGGGGCUGGGCCUAAAAGAGGAAGAAGUCAUCGGACUGGCCAGAUAUUUUGGAAACUGAGGGCCCAAUGACUAACCACGUUUACACAACUUGAGUGUUGAACCCUGAUUAAUGUCUGUAUGUCGCCUUUCCUAGUUCUGAUCCCAAGCCCAGGGAAGCAGGAAAGUGUGGCUGGCCUCUUGCACUGCUUUGUCUCCAAAAUAAACUACUGAAAUCAAACUGCAUUUCACACGUGUUUACAAAGUAUUGAGUUUGUUAUGUCUUUCUCCCAGUCCUUAAAGAGAUGUAUAAUAAAACAGCUUUACCUUUUAAAAA